GAGUACCUAUAAUAAGCGAUCAUCAGCCGUUUGUGAUAGAUAUGUUCGAUGGAGUAUUUAUUCUCGAUAGUAAUCGCGUGAUGGCACCUUCUUUUAAUAUGACUACCUGGAAUGAGACCUAUAAUGCGUUACGUGAAGUUUAUCGGAUCAAAAAGGAGGCUGUCGUUAAAUUUGUCAGGAGCAUCAUAUGGGAAGACACCAGCUAUCUAUUAGUGUGUUAUGAGCCCAGUCUAUGCAGUAUUCACACGGCAAAAUCGAAUCAGCCGUUGCGGUUCCGUCAUACCAUUGGAUACAAAGGAAUCCCUGUAGAUGCUAAAUUUUUCACACAAGCCGAUCAACUUUAUCUGAUCAUCGUCAAUAACAAAUUUCCUGUACCAUCCGUGAUCUACCGAUGGAGCGGCACGUACAUGGACGUCAUCGACGAGGUGAUGACGACCGGCGCAAUAUCGGUCACCGCGUUCGAGUACCGGCGAUCAACGAUCAUCGUGUUCGCCCAGAGCUAUGCCGAGAAUCCGUGGAUCGGUUCCGAAGUGUACGAGUUCAAGGACAAUAACGUCGUGAGGAUACAAUUACUAUCCACUGCCGAUGCAUCACAUCCGAUAUCGGACAUUGUCUGGAACCUGGAAUAUGUUUUGUUGCCAGGAGGAGAAUUACUGGAUUGGUUCAGCCUUUCUGACAUAGAACCGCAUAGCUUGAUAAGUAUUUUUCACAUGGACGGCGAUACUUUUGUAAUUGUAGCGCACGAUAAUAUUGUCCAGCUAUAUAAAUUUCAUAGUACGUCCGAUUGGAAAAGCGAGAACAUUAAACUCUUUAAGAAUAAUCAAAAAAUAGUCGACAUGAUGGUCUCAUUGAACGAAUAUACGAUAAAUUUAACAUUGAUCCUCGCAGAAAAAAACGUAUAUUGGGUAGAACAAUGGGUAGUUGAGAUGACUUCGGUACCUGUAGAUAACGUGAAUAAUUCCGAUGCAACAAGAAAAUGUUUAGCGGACCUGAUCGAAACAUUACAAGCGAGAAUGCCAGCUGUAAAAGAAGCUAAUGCUUCCUGGGAGUUUCUCUUACCAGCUGCGAAGAAUUUGACAAUUUUAGAACCAGUGAAUUUUGAUAGUUUAACCUUGCAAUUCGGUACGGUGGACAGUGCAGAGGUUAUUACUGAAAAAGAUAUCCUACCACCUCAUCAAAUUGAGAAUGCUCUGGAAGAACUCGAUCACAAUAUCCACAACGUCAUCCAGGCACAACAAUUAAAGUUGCAAAAAAUGACGACUGCUGAUAUGUUGGAAACGCUCAAAGAAAAGAUUAUAGCUGACGAUGUAUAUCUAGAAGAGUUGGAAAUCGACCAGAUGCGCGUGAAUUUCGUGAACAACGUGGACAUGCAGUCGGAGAAGAUAAUUCCUCUGGAAGCUGAAGAAUUCAUAAAUCUGUUACGUACAAAAAAUCUCAUUAUACACGAUCUCGAAGUUGACUCUCUCUGCGGAAUACCACCCGAACACUGGCUGUUACAAAAUGACGAAGGAAUCGCAUCUGCCAUUGCAAACAGCUCCGUCGAAUAUACAAACGACACUCUUACACUGCAUUCGGAUUUGACAAUACCGAAAUUGAAGAUUAAAAGCCUGAAUGGAACAAUCAUCGAUCAGUUGAUCGACGAUCUAUUCAUCAUUAAUCGCGCUCAGAAAAUCAAUGGUACGAUUACGUAUAAGAACUUGCUGCAAGUUACGAACCUUACAGCACAGAUGGUGAACGGUGUUUUUGCUGAUAAAUUCAUGACGACGACAACAAAUCAGAGUUUUGAUGAUUUUUAUGCGGAAACGUUACACAUUGAAAAUCUGUAUGCGGAAAGAGUUAAUGGGGUGCCCAUUGAGGAAGCUGCACGAAAGUCUCGAGAGAACGUUAUUAAUGGUAAAUUAAAACUAGCGAAACUUACCGUCACCAAGAAUUUGGUGAUCGAUACGAAUGAGUCUAUAAUAAAAAUACCUGACAAGUGGUUUCAGACCUACAAAAAUGUCACGAUAUUUGGUGAUUUGUAUGUUCAGAAUAUCAUGGUCGAUAACACAGCGGAGCUUUUCGUGGAAGAUAAUUUAGUAAAUGUGACCGAUAUGUUCGAUCGAUAUUGGACAAAAUCUACCAAUCAGAAUAUCAUUGAAAAUAUCACCUUAGAAACCGGAUUCACUAUCGACGAACUCAAUACUAAGUACCUCAACGGUUUCGCGGAGAGCGACUUUCUAUACACGACGAUGAAGGAGAUACCAAGCGAUUUCACUAAUCUGCGCUUCGAGAACUUCCAUGUCGAUCAAUUCUUUCACGAAAACGGUCCUCACGAUAAUUUCUUCGAAAAUGAAUCAAAUUCACUAACGAUCCGAGAAAAAUUACACGUGCAAACUCUCCAAGCGAAAGAUAUCAUUACUCUAACUUUCAAUGGCAUCAAUGUCAACGACAUCAUAAAUGAAAAGCGUGUGAAUUUCUCAGGAACUGUGGAACUUUCCGCUGCUCAAGCACGUCGCGCUUUCGUUGAUAAUCUCGAUGUCCGUUUUCUCAAUCAACAUGAAGUCUUCUUCAAAAACGGGCUUUGCACCCACGACAAACAUCAACUGGCAUUCUUAAAGGUACCAGAGUUUCACGUACGAAAUUUGGAAGUGGAGAUAUUGAAUGGAAUUGAGAUAAAUCAGACGCGAUUGAGAGAUUUGAUGAAUUCUAAAUCGAUCAAAGUCGUCAUCGACGGUGACUUGACGGUGGAGAAUCUGAUGGUCGAUCAAGUGGGCGGGCGAUCGACCGAGAGCUUCUUACAAGAAUUGUGGCAGAGCGAUACCGUGAUAACGUCGGAAAGAAUCAUCGAGGACUUGGUUGUUCAGAACAUAACAAUAGAAUCUCUUCGUGGACGCAACUUUAAUGAUUGGACCGCCAGUGUUCUUUCUAAAUCAAAGGAGCAAACGAUAAUAGGACACUUCUCUGCUGAUGUUGUCACUUCCGACAACGUCACAGUGGAUUUUAUCAACAAACAAAACGCUUCGCAGCUGAUGUGGAUCGACGAGCCUCUGACAAUCACAGGCAACGUAAUGUUCACCGAUUUAUUUGUCGAAGGCGACGUGAUUACUCCAAAGAUGAACGGAUACAACGUAAGCGAGUUAUACGAUAGCUUGUUAUACAUUCCUAUAAAGAAUAUCGAUCUCUUGGAAGUCCAUGGAAAUAUUUCUUGGGACACAGACUCGAGCAGUCCUGCCUCAAUCUCUUAUCUAUUAAAUAACGCCGUGACCAAAUAUAGCGACCAAAUUAUCACGGGAAAUGUGAUCUUUGAGAAGGACGUUCGUGCGAGGGCGGUUAGAGGUAAUUACUCUGACAUUGAGCAAAUUCAACAAAUAAUAUCGGAUGCUGUAAUCGAUGAUGGAGAACACAUUGAGAUCAACGGAACGAAAAUCUUCAAGGAAGACUUUGUCGUGGACAGUUUGAAAGUGAACGGCGAUCUAGGUAUUGCCAAUAUCAACGACGUGAACAUCCUCGAGUUCAAUAAUUCUAUCUUUAGGCAAAAUCACGACGACAUGAUUGUUGGUCCGUUAACAUUCCUCAAGGAAGUCACGGUCGAGAAGCUCUACGUAGUAAACAACGCUGGUCUCAAUGCGUCCGUCAACGCAGCGGUCCGUUCCAAUGACGUUAUGCCAGAUAAUAUUUAUUUCGAGGAGCUCGAAGUGUUGGGUGAUGUGUAUCUACAAACUUUGAAUAAAGUUGACUUUGACAAGUUUGUAAAGGAUCGUGUCACUCUUAGCGGAGAUCAUGAAAUCUCGUGCGACGUAAAAUUCAAUGGUAUCGUUACAGUAACAGGCAAUGCAAACAUAAAAAAAAUUAAUGGAAUUUAUCCAUCUGAUUUUGUCCUCAAUGAUGUUGACGAGGUACAAAUAAUAAAUGGCGUAAAGACUUUCAAAGAGGAUUUGACAAUCGAUGGAGAUGUUGUUGCGCCACGAAUUAACAGUAUCAAUAUGAUGAAAAAAUAUAAUGACAGUGUACAAAAUACUGAUGGAAAUGUCGACAUUUUUGGUGACCUUAUUUUCAAGGCGGAUGUUAGGAUUAAAAACAUAAGUACUUCUGGUUUGGUGAAUGGCGUGAAUUUGUGUUCCAUCGUCGCGAAUAUCAACAGAGAUACAGAUGAAACUAUUAAGGACUUGGAGGAACGUUGGAAAAUAAUUGAACAAAAUAUCGAAUACAGCUCACAAAUGUCCAAAACCUUGCGCAACGUAUUUUUCUAUCUAGAGCAGGAAGAGGAUUUGAAGAUACCUGGGACCAAUGUCAGUAAGAUCGACGUAGUGUAUUUUGAUGAGAACACGAUCAGAUUAAAUAUGUAUAGGGAGCAGCCUGGAAGAUUUUGCGGGCUACUCGACAACUGUUCGUGUAUGAAUCAGUCUGUGAUUGAUCUCGUAAGUGACACCAACAGAACUAUACGAGAGUGGCAAGUGAACGCCGGGGAGAUUGUGAAAAAUUUUCACGAUCCAGACGAGAUGUUCGGCGUAAACGUAAUAACGAACGCUGUCUCAAGCAGCAAGGAAUGCACCUCAACGGAAGCCAAACCAGAAUAUACUACAAUUUCCUUGAUAACUUUAGAAAAGUUUAAAAUAAAUUACAAAGAAGUUUUUCAUAAAAUAGAAGGAUACUUAAAGGAUGCCAAAAUUUUUAAACACGACGGUGAUGUGUAUAUAGUUCUGGCGAUAUACUAUGAUAAAGUACGCGCAACACAUCGUACAAAUUGCCUGCUUUAUAGAGUGCAUUCGAUGAGAAACACAACGUUAAUCCAGGAAAUUCCUACGGAUGGUGCUUGGUCCAUUCAGAUCUUUAAUAUCGAUCACGAAGUAUUUCUUCUCAUCGGCUGUUUCGGCGAGUCUUUGAAAUCUUCAUUAUACAAAUUCGAUCCAAUAACACAAAAGUUCGAACAGUUGAGAACAUUCACAAGCAGAAGCCGUUACGUAAAGAGUCUGUCACAAGGAAAAGAUUAUUUUGUUUUACUGGACAAUCCUGAUACAAAUGCAGUAAACAUUUACAAAUACGAUCCUGAGUUUCGAAAUUUUUAUAGUUAUCAAAGCAUUUUUCAUUCCCAUCAGAUUAACGGAAUUGAGUACUUCUACACCGAUGAGUUUAGCAACAGCGAUAUAUUUGUGAUUGUGACGACCCAGAGUGGACAGUUUUAUAUUUACGAAUAUAUGUUCGCCGGGAAAUUUCAAAUGAAAAUGCAACAUGCCGUGAACGAUUUACGAACGAUGAUGCCAUUCUAUUACAUGAAUAAUCAUUAUAUUUUGGUUGGCACAGACGACAACAACAUAAUUUUCCGAAUUGUAAAACAGGGUCCACAUUAACGCAACGAAUUUAGAAAUCGGCAGAAAAUGAAUUUUGUAUAUAUCUAUGCACAUAUAUUGAUAAAUAUUUAUUUAUUAUAAAUCGCCGAAAGUCAUCUAUGUAGCAUAC
Molecule: messenger RNA, 5436 nt
Organism: Cyphomyrmex costatus
Lineage: Eukaryota; Metazoa; Arthropoda; Insecta; Hymenoptera; Formicidae
Product: female sterile (1) M3
Exons: 16
Coding region: 42-5327 (1761 amino acids)
Molecular function (GO): protein binding
Source: RefSeq, a predicted model, not a curated record